CUUCCUCUCUGUGUCUAUCUAUCCCGUAGGUUGGUCUGCCUGGGAGCAGUGUGCGGGUGGGACUGUGGUGUCUCUUACCCACACACGGAGGAUGUCAUCAUCGUCACAUUCUUCAUGAAAAACUUUUCCUGGCUGUGAGAUUUGGACAUUUUAUGGGAAGAACUGUUAGAGUUUUUUUCCUAUUGCACCAACACUAAAAAAAUUUUGCCAAAGACCUGGAAAUGUUUGCCAGGGCUGCCAAGAAGGAUGGGCGGCAGCAGAGCUGGAGGGAAGUGGCCGUGGGCCUGUGCAAUGCUGCUACUGCUGCUCUGGGGGGCCACAGCCACUGCUCUUCCCCUCGAGAGUGGCCCCAGCCGCCAGGACAGCACGCAUAUGCAAGAAGUGGCAGAAAUAAAGAAAAAUGGCCUCCUGACUUUCCUUGCUUGGUGGCAUGAGUGGACUUCUCAGGCCAGUCCUGGAGCCCUUACUGGAGGGCAUGCCAGUGAGGUUUCCAAACGGCAGGAAGGCCCACCCCUUCAGCAGCCCCGUCGCCAAGAUAAAACGCCCUGCAAGAACUUCUUCUGGAAGACCUUCUCCUCCUGCAAAUGAACCACCCAGGACUACUUACUUAUGUAAAGUGUAAUGAUGGACCCAAAUAAAGUGUAUUAAGCAGCA
Marmota monax (woodchuck) is the source of this 654-nucleotide messenger RNA. It is a transcript of the gene Cort, whose product is annotated as cortistatin. Lineage: Eukaryota; Metazoa; Chordata; Mammalia; Rodentia; Sciuridae. The coding region runs from base 247 to 588 and encodes 113 amino acids. Gene Ontology annotation, molecular function: neuropeptide hormone activity. The record is from RefSeq and is a predicted model, not a curated record. Gene Ontology annotation, biological process: regulation of cell migration. Gene Ontology annotation, cellular component: extracellular region. The transcript has 4 exons.